AUGUUUUCCUCACAAUUCGCUGUGGCUUGGAAAGUGGAUUGUGACGAAGUAUUUCCCAAUCUUUUCAUUGGUGAUGCAGCAGCCGCCUCCAAUGUCAAAUUCCUGAAGCACCUAAACAUCACUCACGUCUUGAACACGGCCGAAGGAGAUGAUGAGGGAUUGGUGAACCUGGAGAGCCAGCAUUUUCAAGGCUCUGGAAUAACUUACAAAGGGUUCCUGAUGUGGGACUCAGCCUGGUUUGAUGUCAGUCCCUUCUUGGAUGAAGCCGCAGACUACAUUGCGGAAGCCCUAGAAUCAGGGGGUAAAUGCUUGGUCAAUUGUCAGAUGGGUGUGUCUCGAUCCUGUACUUGCGCUAUGGCUUUCAUGAUGAAGAAGAAUGCAUGGAGUGCAACUGAUGUCUUGAAGCAGUUCCGUUCACAUCGAGAUGUUCGACCGAAUGAUGGGUUUAUGCGUACAUUAGUGAACCUAGACAAUCAGCUGAGAAAACACCGUGAAGGGUUUCUAUGA
This is a messenger RNA of Tigriopus californicus, 507 nucleotides long. RefSeq names its product dual specificity protein phosphatase 3-like. NCBI's taxonomy places the organism in Eukaryota, Metazoa, Arthropoda, Copepoda, Harpacticoida, Harpacticidae. The coding region runs from base 1 to 507 and encodes 168 amino acids. Gene Ontology annotation, molecular function: protein tyrosine/serine/threonine phosphatase activity; MAP kinase phosphatase activity. Gene Ontology annotation, cellular component: cytoplasm. The transcript has a single exon. The record is from RefSeq and is a predicted model, not a curated record. Gene Ontology annotation, biological process: protein dephosphorylation; negative regulation of MAPK cascade.